CACAAACACAGGAAAUUAAUAAAUUAUAAUUUAUCAAGAUGGGCGCCCUCGGGACGGUGAUACUGGCGAUGACGAUAACCUUAACCCUCUCCCAGCAGUACCGCCAAGGUUACGAAGACUACGAGCAAGAGUACGACAGUAAUCCCCGCCAAGCGCAGCCGACCCCGCGAAGUUACCCAAGCGGUUCGCCCGCCGUGCAGCGCCCCCAGGCGCCGGCGUCCCCUAAACCCACGCCAGUCGCCAUCUUGAAGCAGAUAAACCGUCACAACGAAGACGGUUCCUACACGUACGGGUUCGAGGGUGCCGACGGCUCCUUCAAGAUCGAGACAAAACUCGCCAACGGUGAGGUCAAAGGCAAAUACGGAUUCGUCGACGAUGGCGGCAAGGUCAGAGUCGUCCAGUACGGCGCGGAUCAGUACGGCUUCCAACCGGAGGGAGAGGGCAUAACCGUCGCUCCGCCAACCCUCGUCGACGAAACCACCAACAAAGAAGCUCUCCAAGGUCAAAGCCUGGACUACCAAGAGUACCAGCGCCCGGCGCCUGCGAGGAUUCCCCAGCAGGUGGCGCCCCAGAGGCCUCAGUACCAAGCACCUGCGCAGCCCGCCCCACCCCAGUACCGUGAGCCUGCGCAACCCGCCCCCACCCAGUACCACACAGAGGCCCUUUAUGGAUCAGGCCCCAGGGGCCCGAUUUUCUCACCUGCAGGACAACAGUCCCCACUUCUGAGGGCUCACGACAGCUUCGAACAGGCGCCAGCGUCUCAGGCCUACAACCAGGGCCCUGUGCAGUUCGGACCGGCACCCGUUAGGGAGGCCCCGCAAACCCGUAGUGCCCAACCCAGUGCUGCCCCUGGCGGCGGAAUCCUCGAUCAACUCGCCAGAGACUACGCUCUACCCCAGAACUCCGCGCAACCACUUCACGACAUCAGUUUUGGAUAUUAUUGA
Diachasma alloeum is the source of this 944-nucleotide messenger RNA. RefSeq names its product AT-rich interactive domain-containing protein 1A (gene Cpr97Ea). Gene Ontology annotation, molecular function: structural constituent of chitin-based larval cuticle. The record is from RefSeq and is a predicted model, not a curated record. Gene Ontology annotation, cellular component: chitin-based extracellular matrix. Bases 39 to 944 code for a protein of 301 amino acids. NCBI's taxonomy places the organism in Eukaryota, Metazoa, Arthropoda, Insecta, Hymenoptera, Braconidae. The transcript is spliced from 2 exons.